Molecule: messenger RNA, 1099 nt
Organism: Volvox carteri f. nagariensis
Lineage: Eukaryota; Viridiplantae; Chlorophyta; Chlorophyceae; Chlamydomonadales; Volvocaceae
Exons: 3
Coding region: 129-476 (115 amino acids)
Source: RefSeq, a predicted model, not a curated record
AGACUGUUGAUGGAUUUGCUUUUGCAUGAAUCGGUCGCGCAGUCAUUGCAACUGACUUCUCCGUAACGACGCUCAACCCACAUUAAUGGCAAGGUUAUACAUUUCUUAAAAGGUUAUUAUCAUUUACAAUGAGUGAUCAAGUGCUAGAGCAAAUCAGCGAAGCACAGGUGGAUGACGAGACGGAGAUUCAGCCUGGCACAGUCUUCUUGCUGAAGUGGCUCGCCGAGACCUGGGGAGAGGCGGGGAAGGGUGUCGUGCAGCAGUUCUUAGUUUUCUAUGCCCUGAUGCUUGUCGGAUUCGGAUUCCUUUAUCUGAUGAUGCGGAGUACUGCACAGCCCUGCUGGAUCUCUUAUAGAAACACGUGGAUGCGGACUUCCCUCGUCACUUUUUCCUCGCGCAAGACGAGGUUCCGUGUUGCCACGGAUUGGGCGUACUAUUGCGAAGGAACAGUGGAGUACUGGACGUCUUCAAAGUAAUAACUUGCUAGCUAAGUAGCCGCAAAAGGGAAAGAUGUGGCGAUGAAGCAUAGUACGGGCAUGUGUUUUGUGUGCAGUCGGCUGCAGUGGUUUCGGACUCUGGCAGUGAUAACAUUUACCACUUAAUAACCAAUGGGGAAAGAAAGAAAAUGCGUGGUGGAGUUGAAAAAAAGGCACAGGUGUUUUGUAUAGUAUUUAGUGAUGCAAAGGGAAGCAAGGGUGUCCAAGCGUGUAAGAGCACUAGGUUGCUUCCUCGGUGCGCAUACCAAGAGGGCUGACUUGACUUGACUGAGGUUAGCACCCGAAUUAGCGGUGACUAGCUGCACGGAGGCGACGAUUAAGGGUCAUGUGCAGGGCAGUAUAUGGUGCCAAAUGGAGAUGGAGACACCGCGCUGUGGUCCUCUUGCUGCUUCUGAGCAAAAGUCAAACAUAGGGCCCUGAUGACCAUCCUUACCUGCACCCGAUGGCACGCGGUGUGCGGUUCCUGCCCACAUUGCCGUGAAGUUGUUGGAAAUCCAGUGGGUUUACAACUUUGUGCCAUCUGUUGCCUCCUCACGUGAGAAACGUUUUUGUUGCGCUUGUGGUGGUUGUCGUAUAUCGAUGUACCCAUCCCUACCGUGCCC